AAGGUGAAGUGAUGUUUUGGGAGCAGACAGGAGAGAGCGAGAGAGAGAGAGAGAGAGAGAGAGAGUGGCACAUGGGCGGGUGGUGGCAGAGAGAGAAAGGUUAGCAACUUGACUUCUUGUUGACUUGCAUCGUGCGAGUCUUCUUUUGUAGUAGGAUAGAAAAACAUUCAAUUUUUUUAAUACCCUGAAAACAUUUCUUUUCAGAGAUCACACUGGGUGGUGGUCAUUCAUUUUGCAAAACUUAUCCAGCAACUUUGAGCUUGCAAGAACUCUGAGCCUACCUUUGAUCCAGAAUAAACAAGGGAAUAUGGCUCUGUCACUCGUUACGAAUUUGCUCACAACUCUCCAACCUUUGGUUGAUAAAGAGGUGGUAUUGCUUUGGGGGGUUGGCAAAGAGAUGACAAAGCUGUCAAGCACGCUCUCCACGAUCGAGGCAGUCCUCGAAGAUGCAGAGAGAAAUCACCAAGAAGAUAGAGCAGUACAAGAUUGGUUGCAAAAGCUUAAAGAUGCUGCUUACGAGGUCGAUGACAUCUUGGAUGAAUGCUCCACGGAAAUCCUCCGAUGGGAAUCUAAAGGCCAAAGUUCUGGGUCUCUGAAGAAGGUAGGUACUUCUUUGCUAUACCCUUUCAAAAACGUUAUAUUCCGUCACAGGAUAGGGCAUAUGGUGAAAGAGAUCUCAGAGAAAUUAGCUGCGAUCGCUGAUGAGCGCAGCAAGUUUCACUUUCGUAACAUGGUAGUGGAGAGCCGAGAUGAAUUCACUAAAAGUCGUGAAACUAGCUCCCUUUUAACUCUACCAGAACUGAUUGGGAGAAAUCAAGAUAAAGAAAAGAUUAUAAAAGUUUUGUUGGAGGACGCACUUGAGAGGGACGAGGAGGUUUCUGUGUACCCCAUAAUCGGUAUGGGAGGGCUCGGAAAGACGACGCUGGCGCAAGCUGCCUUCAACGACGAGAGAAUGAAGAUCCACUUCGACCUUAGGAUAUGGGUUUAUGUAUCUCAAGAUUUCGAUCUUAAAAGAGUGAUAAAAUCAACCAUAGAAUCCAUAUCAGGGGACACUUGUCAAGUGUCAGACUUGGAUUCUCUACAGAAAAAACUUCGAGAGAUGUUGAAUGGGAAAAGAUUUCUGAUUGUGUUGGAUGAUGUAUGGGGCGAAGGUCAAGAGAAGUGGGAUAAGUUGAGGUACACAAUAGCAUGCGGAUCUAAAGGUAGUUCUAUUAUCGUCACUACUCGUGUUGCAAAGGUUGUAUCAAUCAUGGGAACUCUCCCAACUCACUACUUGUCCUAUUUAUCGGAAGAAGAUUGCUGGCUGUUGUUUAAGCAACGUGCAUUUGGAAAUGGCAAUGAAGAGCGUCCAAACCUGGUGGCUAUUGGGAAAGAUAUAGUGAAAAAGUGUGGGGGUGUACCUUUAGCUGCUACAGCUCUUGGAGGGCUCCUGCGGUUCCAACGUGUGGAAAGUAAGUGGCUUUCUAUUAAAGAGAGUGAAAUUUGGAACUUACCGCAGGAUGGAAAUCCCAUCUUGCCAGCCUUGAGAUUAAGUUACUAUAAUCUCCCAUUGGAAUUCAGACGAUGUUUUGCUUAUUGUGCCUUCUUUCCAAAGGGUUCUAAAAUUGAAAAAGGAAAUUUAAUUCGUCUUUGGAUGGCCAAUGGCUAUAUAUCUCGCAAAGACAAACAAGAAGUUCUUGGUGACCACAUUUGGAGCGAACUAUGCUGGAGAUCUUUUUUCCAACGUUUGGAUAAACCUGAAACUGAAACAUAUAGAUCGCUCACAUCAAAACGUUGUGAAAAAGAGUGUGAGAUAUGGUUCAAGAUGCAUGAUCUUGUGCAUGAUCUCGCUCAAUAUAUCAUCAAGGAUGAACGCCAUAUGAUGGAGUAUAGAGGUUCCAGUGAUACAAGUGAUAGAAAAGUUCGCCAAGUCUCCAUAAGGAUGUUAAGAGAGGGAGAUCAAGCAACAUAUUCCCCCUUUCAACCAGACAAGUGUGAUUUUAGAAAAUUUGGCUCACUGCGAGUAUUUGAGGCAAGGGGCAUUCAAAUGAUGAAGUUGCCAUCCUCAAUUGACAAGUUGAAACACUUACGGUAUUUGGACAUUUCGGGCUCAGAAAUCAAUCAUCUUCCUAAUUCAAUUUGUACCUUGUGGAAUUUGCAGACAUUAAUUCUAGAUAGAUGUAGACACCUCAAGAGACUGCCCAAUAAUAUGAAAUGCUUGAGAAAUCUGCGACAUCUGCACCUGUCAAGCUGUUCGUUGAUGGAAAUGCCCCCUGAAAUUGGUCAAUUAACUUGCUUGAAGGAAUUGAGUUUAUUUGUUGUGGGUAAGAACAAAGGUUGUCACCUAUCUGAAUUGCAACACUUAAACUUGGGAGGUGUACUUCGAAUCGAGCACCUGGAGAGAGUGAAGAAUCCAAUGGAUGCUAAAGAAGCCAAUUUAGUGGGAAAACACAACUUACGCAUGCUGAUACUCUGUUGGGAAGAUAAUGAUGAAUCUGAAUCACAAGAAAAUGUCGAAGAACUAAUUGAAGCCCUUGAACCACAUCCAAACAUUGAGAAGUUGGUCAUAAAGAAUUACUAUGGCACCCACUUGCCACACUGGAUGAUGGAUCUUAAAAAUAUAGAUCUUAUUGAGCUCAGAAGUUGCAAAAAUUGCUUAAAACUUCCACCAAUUGGACAACUACCUUUGCUGCGAAGGCUGUCAAUUUGGAGUAUGGACAAGGUCAAUUAUAUUGACGAUGAUUUGCCCGACGGAGGCCCAGUUAGAGGAUUCCCAUCUUUGGAAGUGUUGAUGCUGGAUAAUUUGUCAAGUUUGACAGGUUUAUCAACAAAGGAGGGAAAAGAAUUGUUCCCUCUACUUCGCAGGAUGGAGAUCGCUGGUUGUUCUAACUUGAGCUUCCGGAGUAUUUCCUCGCUGAAAACCUUAUCAGUUGUGGGACCUUGCAUCAACGUGGUACUGGAGUCAAUCUCAACUUUUGAAAGUCUCACUUCUCUUGUAUUUGAUAGAAAUGACGAGGCUAUUUGUUUUCCAGAAGAGGUUCUGAGAAACCGAACUCUUCUCAAGUCACUUCGCAUUGAUCGGUUUACAAAGCUAAAAUCACUUCCUAAUGGCCUUGCACACCUCACGGCAUUGAAGUCGUUGUCCAUCCAUAGUUGUCAUAAGCUCAAGUCUUUGCCAGAGGAAGGGCUACUAGGUCUUGAAUCUCUCCAACGUCUGUCAAUCUGCAACUGCAUAGAGUUUAGUUCCUUGUCUGAGGGCUUGCAACAUCUCGUUUGCUUGGAGUCAUUGGAGAUUAUUGCGUGCCCAAAGCUGGUGGCUCUGCCAGAGGGCGUUAAACACCUCAAAUCCCUUCAACGCCUACAAAUGGGUGGGUAUUCAGAUGUGUCGGUGGCUUUGCCUGAGACCUUGCAACAUGUCCCUGCAUUACAAUAUCUAGAUAUUUCCUAUCCAACACUGACAUCAUUGCCAGACUGGCUGGGGAACCUUACAACUCUUCAGUCAUUGAUCAUCUCUCGCUGCCCAAAGAUUUCAUCACUUCCAGCUAGCAUUCAAAGGCUUACCGGACUCAGAAGGUUGACAAUUGCCGAAUGCAGUCCUGAACUAGCUAGGCGAUGUGAGAAAGGAAAGGGCGAGGAUUGGCAUAAGAUAGCACAUAUUCCACAAGUCAAUGUCUACGCACCUGCAAAGCCAAAGGCCUGCUGCUUCGGAAUUAUGCGAUUGUCCGAGUCAGACUCCGAGUCAGACAUAGUUUCUAGUAACUGGUUACAAUUGCAAUAUGAUGGCAGCUCGUUCAGAAGUGGUUGCAGCCUCAGUUCGGAUGCAUUGCCGGCGGAAGCUUGUGGGCUGCUCAGGGGGAUGUCGGUUCGAGUAAGCCAUUACAUUUUGUCCAAUGCAGAACGCACAGGGCAAUGUCGGUUCUGUCUUUGAAGCUAUGCGCUUGCGUUUGUGUCUGUACUAUUGCUUAUACUCAGUACUUAUGUAUCUUUGUGAUUUAGACUAAUAGAUAGAGAUAUUGAUGCAAACUGCUUGCUGUUUUACCGGAUAUUUAACGGUGUUAUGUUUGUGGCUGAUGGGGCCGGCCACUGGGUGUUAUGUUUGAGAACCUAUAUUAUUUUCUCUGCAUUGUCUUAUGUAAUUCCCGAUUUGAACGUGAUUUUAUCGUCCUUUUACCGGUGAAA
Molecule: messenger RNA, 4158 nt
Organism: Rhododendron vialii
Lineage: Eukaryota; Viridiplantae; Streptophyta; Magnoliopsida; Ericales; Ericaceae
Product: disease resistance protein RGA2-like
Exons: 3
Coding region: 308-3907 (1199 amino acids)
Biological process (GO): defense response to other organism
Molecular function (GO): protein binding; ADP binding
Source: RefSeq, a predicted model, not a curated record